GUCAGGGCACUCCCACCCUGCGGCCCUUAUUCCCAUCUUCACACCUGUCCAGUCACCUCGCACGCACCCUCCAUCCCUACGCGCCUGGCUUCCGUCAGGGCGCGCUCCGAGGAAGAGCACGAGACGCCCCUCUUUCCCCGGCCGGCUCUGCUGGGGAGGCGGGGUCCACCGCCCGCCCCCCGCCGUCAGCUCCCCGCUCCCCCUCCCCCGGCGGGUGUCGGGCUGGUGCCCGAAUCCUGAAGAUGGAAGGAGCCAGGCGAAGGGGAGGCGGCGGCGGCCGCGGCCGCGGAGGCAAGAAUGUAGGGGGUUCUGGCCUAAGCAAGAGUAGACUCUAUCCCCAGGCCCAGCACUCCCACUACCCCCACUACGCCGCUUCAGCCACCCCUAAUCAGGCUGGGGGCGCAACCGAAAUCCAAGAACUGGCUUCCAAACGAGUGGACAUCCAGAAAAAGAGGUUUUACCUAGACGUGAAGCAAAGCUCGCGGGGACGGUUCCUAAAGAUAGCUGAAGUCUGGAUAGGGAGAGGCCGGCAAGACAAUAUCAGAAAGAGUAAACUGACCCUCUCCCUGUCUGUGGCCGCAGAGCUGAAAGACUGUCUAGGCGACUUCAUCGAGCACUACGCCCACCUGGGCCUGAAAGGCCACAGGCAAGAGCAUGGCCACAGCAAAGAGCAAGCCUCCAGGAGAAGGCAGAAGCACUCGGCACCCUCCCCACCAGUCUCAGUGGGAUCCGAAGAGCAUCCUCACAGUGUACUCAAAACAGACUACAUAGAGAGGGACAAUAGGAAAUAUUACCUAGACCUAAAGGAAAAUCAACGGGGUCGCUUCCUAAGGAUUAGACAAACCAUGAUGCGGGGGACUGGAAUGAUAGGUUAUUUUGGCCACACUUUGGGCCAAGAACAGACUAUUGUCCUCCCUGCACAAGGAAUGAUUGAGUUUCGUGAUGCCUUGGUUCAGCUGAUUGAAGACUAUGGUGAAGGAGACAUAGAAGAACGAAGAGGUGGAGACGAUGACCCACUUGAACUCCCGGAGGGGACUUCUUUCAGAGUGGACAAUAAAAGGUUCUACUUUGAUGUGGGCUCUAAUAAAUAUGGAAUAUUCCUGAAGCUCACAAAUUACCCUAAUUCCAGAGAGAAUAUCAACCCUUUUCACUGUUGUCAAACCAACCAUAAGGAACAGCCCUAUGAUACUACAAAAACAGUUGAGAAAUAAGGAAUAAAUCUCUUAUGUUACAAUCCAGAAUAAAGGCAUUUGGUGAUAGAAAUGAGCCGAAGUUCAUCACGAAUGCAAGGCUUCUGUACUUGGCAUUCCUCCACAGAAAGGAAGACACGUAUCAACGACAUUGGUAUCAUUUCCAAACCGGUCUUAUGUGAGAAACCUUCCACCACACUGGAGUACUUUUCAACUGUCAGGUUUUAUGUUUGUUUAAUUCACUGAGCCUUUAAGUUUUCAAACCACCAUGUGUCAUCAGAAGACAUGUAGAUUUGAAAAUACUUUCUUAAGAGAUCAUGUAACUAUAUAACUCUGAAUUUAAAAAUUGAGGGGGGAAGAAUAAUUUCAACCCACUGCCUCUUACAAGAAACAUUUUUUUAAAAAUCUGUAACUGCUUUAGUGUUAACAGGGUACAAGGUGUUUUUUGUCCUGUAUUGUACUUAAAAAGUUCUCAUUGAUUGUGAUUGUAUUGUACCGUAUGGAAAGAAAUCAGAAAUUGCCUUGUAUUCUUUAUAAUAGAGCAUACCACGUACUAUUUCAGUUUCCAUGUUCCAACUUUUCCAGUGAUGCAUGUCAACAGUUAGGUCCUAAAAUUCUGUGGUGCUAAUUCCUCCAUACCCAAUGGUGCUUCUGUGGAUGCUAACUGCACACAUGCUGAACAAAGCUUGAAAUUUAAAACUUCCCUCCCUUCCUCUGUUUAUAUGACGUAAAAUAAAAUAACUUGAACUUGUCUCAAAGUAUCACUGACAAUCUAAUAAACUGGUUUA
Chinchilla lanigera (long-tailed chinchilla) is the source of this 1978-nucleotide messenger RNA. It is a transcript of the gene Purg, whose product is annotated as purine-rich element binding protein G. Gene Ontology annotation, cellular component: nucleus. The record is from RefSeq and is a predicted model, not a curated record. Gene Ontology annotation, biological process: regulation of transcription by RNA polymerase II. Gene Ontology annotation, molecular function: DNA-binding transcription factor activity, RNA polymerase II-specific; RNA polymerase II transcription regulatory region sequence-specific DNA binding; purine-rich negative regulatory element binding. Lineage: Eukaryota; Metazoa; Chordata; Mammalia; Rodentia; Chinchillidae.